UAGAAUGCUGGAACCAAGCAAAAAAUUAGCGAACCGAGCUACGAAGGCGGCUUCGACAUCCCGCUUCGACGUCCUGCCUCGAGCUCGCAACACCCUCCGCCCAUCCCCAUCCCACCCCGCGGCCAUGCUGCGACCCAGAUUACGGAUCCCGCGGCCGGGUCGGCUAUGGCGCCCGGCGCCUGCCUCCCGCUCCUUACACCAGGUCCCGGUCCUCGGGCAUAUCGACGCGAAGCUGGGGGUUCCUGGGCUGCUAUCUCCAGGAGGCUUCGACAUGGCCUGGACCCAGUACAUGCAAUUCGUCUUGGAGAGGUUGAAUGCUCUGAUCGCCGGCACCGAACUCGCGUCGCAGGAGACGUUAACCAUCAUCAAGUCGACCGCCCGCGAGCCUUCAAAAGCCGCCAUCUUCAACUAUGCCUCUAUGGCGCACAACAAUGCCAUGUUCUUCGAGAACAUCGUGGGUCUACAAGUGACGGAGGCUGGGGAGAUUCGCGAUGUUCCCGAUGAGCAGCGGAUCCCCCACCGCCUGCUGCGGGAGCUGACGAUGCAAUUCAGCUCGAUCGAGACACUCCGCCAAGAGUUCCUCGUCACGGCGCUGGCCAUGUUCGGCCCGGGCUUCGUGUGGCUGGUGAAAAACGGCCAGUCGUCGGACCUACGUAUCUUGGUGACCUAUCUGGCCGGGACACCGUACACGGCAGCGCACUGGCGUCGCCAGGGAGUCGACAUGAACACUCAAGGCACCAACUCUCCAGACACCGUCACGGCCUGGUUAGAGCGCACGAAGACGGGAGCCGGCGCGGACAACGGCGCGAAGUUCGUGACGUCAAGUGAGGUGGCGCCGGGCGGGACGGACGUCAUCCCUCUCCUAUGCUUGAAUACGUGGGAGCACGUGUGGCUGCGUGACUACGGAAUCGGGGCCGGCGACCGCGGAGGCAAGAGACAGUACGUCGAAAACUGGUGGCGAUGUAUCAACUGGGAAAACGUCGAGUCGCUAGCGAAUCUUGGGAGGCCGACUUUCAGAACCUGAUCGGGGGCGGUCUCGGGUGCCUGGACGACGGGCUGGCGUAUGAAGUAGCCCAAAAACCGCACUCGGCGAUCUCUCCGAGUAGGUCGCCCUUGUGCCCUCCCAGGUGUACAGAGAUCAAAAAAAAAAAAAAACACCGCAACCUGCCAUAUAUGAGA
Durotheca rogersii is the source of this 1179-nucleotide messenger RNA. RefSeq names its product manganese and iron superoxide dismutase. The record is from RefSeq and is a predicted model, not a curated record. The transcript is spliced from 3 exons. Gene Ontology annotation, biological process: superoxide metabolic process. Gene Ontology annotation, molecular function: superoxide dismutase activity; metal ion binding. Bases 5 to 1024 code for a protein of 339 amino acids. Lineage: Eukaryota; Fungi; Ascomycota; Sordariomycetes; Xylariales; Xylariaceae.